CACGACUUGACCCUCAUGAAAAGCAGGACCGUUGUUACGCUCACAAGAUGGAAGGCUCAAAACGUUGGUAUUUCUGUAGUGAGGAUUUUGUAGACAUUCUAGACUAUAUCAAUCCCGCCCAAUUGUCUAGAUUUGCCUGGAUCGACUGACUUGGCUGAGAAGCAGAGCCAGUGAAACCGAUAUAGGCUGCGCCAUAGCUGGUUCGGGAUAUCAUCGUGCUACAAAUUGACCACUUGGCAUCGCCCAGCAGGGUCAACAGCGAAGUCAUGUCUCUCAUCCUGGCGGUCAACGCCGGCUCUUCUUCCCUCAAAAUAUCUCUUUUCCAACGGCAGGUGAACGACCCGCCGCGCCUUGUUCUGACGUCAUCGACAUCAUCAAUCUCGUCGCCUCCAGCCAAGUUCACCUUCAAAAUUGUGGACGUUCCAGGGUCGGAGUUGACGAACUCUGGCCACAAGGAAUCUGCGGAGGCGGACCUCCGAGACCACGAAUCCGCAUUUGGGCACUUCAUAGAUAAACUCGCUCGGUACGCCGAGGAUCUCAAGCAAGCCACGCAAGCAGUGGGCAAGGACAGAGUCAAUCUCGAGCUUGGGCAGAUCCGUAAUGUAUGUCACCGUGUCGUCCAUGGGGGCAACUACGUCGAGCCAGUCGUCAUCACGGAACAAACUUACCACCAUAUCGAACGCUUGUCGGAUCUUGCACCGCUACAUAACGGUGCAGCUCUCCGGGUGAUCCAUGCAGCCAUUACGGUCCUCCCGAACUCACGAUCGAUCGCCUUCUUCGAUACAGCGUUCCACAAGCAUCUACCUCCCCAUGUAGCUGCGUAUGCGAUCGAUCAGAAUGUUGCAAGGAAGCGGGGUUUGAGAAAGUAUGGGUUCCAUGGGCUGAGCUAUGCAUUUAUCACGCGAUCUGUCGCUCAGUAUCUCGGAGAGGAUCCUACCAAGCUCAACAUUAUCGCACUGCAUAUCGGAUCCGGGGCGUCCGCGUGUGCAAUUCGUGGUGGCAAAUCGACUGAUACGUCGAUGGGGCUCACGCCACUGAGCGGUCUCCCUGGCGCGACGCGUGCAGGAGAUAUCGACCCUAGUUUGAUAUUCCACUACACAAGUCAGUCACCGCUAGAUGUGAAAGAGAACGGUGGAGAAAUCUUGAGUCAUAAGGAGGGCGUAGCAACGGAGGUCCAUAUCAGUGACGCGGAGAGGAUUUUGAACACGCAGAUGGGAUGGAAAGCUUUGGCAGGUACGACCGAUUUCGGGGAGAUCGUUCGUAAAGCGUUCCCUCGGUCAGCUCUCGAGAAAUCAGACGACGACAAGUACAAGCUCGCGUUCAACCUCCUUCUAGAUCGCAUCCUGCACUUUGUCGGCGCGUACUAUCUUGCGCUGCGUGGCGAUAUCCACGCGCUCGUCUUUGCUGGGGGCGUUGGCGAACAUAGUGUCGAGUUGAGAAGCAAGGUGGGCGAGGCUGUGAGAUGUCUGGGCUUUGUUGCCUUGGACGAAGGGGCAAAUAGAGGGGCGGACAGCAGGGAGGGUGUCGUUGUGGAUAUCGGAAAUGGUGGUCAGGCUGGAAAGAAGGUCCUAGUGUGUCGGACGGACGAACAGGGGGAGAUGGCAAGAGAAUGUUCGAUCAUCGAGGGGUUUUGGUGAGAAGAUAGUUUUUUUGUACUUGAAGUAUGUGCUGCGAGCGG
Molecule: messenger RNA, 1678 nt
Organism: Pisolithus orientalis
Lineage: Eukaryota; Fungi; Basidiomycota; Agaricomycetes; Boletales; Pisolithaceae
Product: Acetokinase family-domain-containing protein
Exons: 6
Coding region: 267-1637 (456 amino acids)
Biological process (GO): acetate metabolic process; phosphorylation
Molecular function (GO): acetate kinase activity
Source: RefSeq, a predicted model, not a curated record